This is a messenger RNA of Rhineura floridana, 2667 nucleotides long. Its product is annotated as D(1) dopamine receptor-like. Bases 1257 to 2627 code for a protein of 456 amino acids. Gene Ontology annotation, biological process: vasodilation; adenylate cyclase-activating adrenergic receptor signaling pathway. Gene Ontology annotation, cellular component: plasma membrane. Gene Ontology annotation, molecular function: dopamine neurotransmitter receptor activity; G protein-coupled receptor activity. The transcript has 2 exons. Lineage: Eukaryota; Metazoa; Chordata; Lepidosauria; Squamata; Rhineuridae. The record is from RefSeq and is a predicted model, not a curated record.
ACAGGGACCAGAAAAAGUAAGAUCCUCCUCUCCUAAAUACCUCCCAGAGGAGGUGGGCGCUAUGCAGCUGGCGUUUCCUGCACAGAGAUGCGCUGUGAACCAAAAGAGAUUGAGAACCACUGCACUAGUGGGAAGGAGCAGAACACUCCAUAAUACUGAGGAAAGCAAGUCCCGCUAUCAUUUUUUUUAGAACUAGGAUUACAAACAUCAUCAUCAACAACAACACUCCGUUUCCCUCUACAUUACAUCUACGGAAGCCAAGGUGCCACCUGGAGGAAUAACAGAAGGAAUGGCAUGGAGCCUGUGGAAAAUUUGGGGAGUGCAAGCCAGUGCCCAGAUUAUGGCAUGAAAGGGAAGGGGAACCCUUAAUUAAAUUCCUGUAUUCCCUAUAAUGACAGUAGCUAAAGGGGUUUGCAUGAUGCAAGGAAGGGGAACAAGCCACCCCUGUCCCCUGCUUAAUUCAUGCAUUGAACACAACCCAGUUCUCUGACUCCCCUGUUUGGCUUCCUCUCCUUGCUGCCUCCACCAGAGUGUCAUUUACUGAAUCUGAUUUCCCAUCCUGACUGCCAUGAAACGAAAGACUCUGCAGCUGUUCCUCUGACUCCUCAUUCUCUUGCUCCUUGCCCUGUUUUUCCUGUGAGCCUCUCUAAAAGGCACCUCUUCUAGGAUCCCUGAUACUUCUCAGCAAAGAGACGUGCGCACUGAGAUAAAGAAAGAUUCUCACCUAAGCCCAAUAGCGGCAGCGGCAGCGGUGGCGAGCUCAAAUGCAGAAAGAGCAUCCAGCAGCAACAGCGGAGGAAGCCCAGGUCUUGUAUUCAUCCCACAGUAAGCCCCAUCCAAAUCCUAGCCAGCACAAAAGGGACCAGGGUUGGGGGGGGGGUCUGGUUUUUUUUGCAGCAAGUCAGAGAAAAGCUGAUGCGCUCCUGAAAAAGUGAGCAAAGCAGGGUUGUUAUGCUAGAAUCCACAGCAAAAAGUGUAGUAGGUGAGCACUGGCUGGCUUUGAGUGGCAGUCUGGAAAGCAAAGCGGGUGGAGGAAAUGCCAGACUGCUGGUAGGAAUCUUGGAAAGGAAUGAAAGGUUGAGCAUUGCUCCUUUUAGCUGGAGGUCUAGCUGAGAUUCUGGGGGUUUGGGGAGUCGAGCAGUUGCUUCUGGGAUGCAAGUGAAGAAGCAGAAGUGCAGCAAUUCAUGGUGGCUUUGGGGCUGAUGGGAACGUAGCAGAAAACAAACGCCGUGGGUGCUUCAGGACCACAGAUAGACAUGGAUGGACUUUACCUACAGAGAGGAGGAAGUGGCGGCGCAUCAGCCAUGACUAACGAUACCCUCAUUAAAGAAGGCCGAGUGGAGGAGGAGAACUCAGAGUUGUCCCUACGCGUGGUGAUGGCCACUUUGCUGCUGCUCCUCAUCCUCUCCACCCUGCUGGGCAACACCCUUGUGUGCAUGGCCGUGAUCAAAUUCAGGCACCUGCGUUCAAAGGUCACCAAUUUCUUUGUCAUCUCCCUGGCUGUUUCAGACCUCUUUGUGGCCCUGCUGGUGAUGCCGUGGAAGGCGGUCACUGAAGUGGCCGGCUUCUGGCCCUUUGGUGGCUUCUGUGACAUCUGGGUGGCCUUCGACAUCAUGUGCUCCACGGCUUCAAUCCUCAACCUGUGCAUCAUCAGCAUGGACCGCUACUGGGCCAUCUCCAGCCCUUUCCGCUAUGAGCAGAAGAUGACCCAGCAGGUAGCUUUUGUCAUGAUUGGGGUGGCUUGGAUGCUCUCUGUCUUGAUCUCGUUCAUACCGGUCCAGAUGAGAUGGCACAAAGCUGGCAAGCUCCCUCCUGCCCACAAGACAGACUCCAAUGUCACCUGGAACUCAGAGGAAAACUGUGACUCCAGCCUCAACAGGACCUAUGCAAUUUCCUCCUCCCUCAUCAGCUUCUACAUUCCCGUCGCUAUCAUGAUAGUGACGUACACCAGGAUCUUCCGCAUUGCUCAGCGACAGAUACGGAGGAUCUCCUCUUUAGAGAGGGCUGUGGAGCAUGCCCAGAGCUGCCAAAGUAAUGAGUGCCCCCAUGAAGUCUCCUUGAAGAACACCUUCAAAAAAGAGACCAAGGUCCUCAAGACCCUCUCCAUUAUAAUGGGGGUCUUUGUCUUCUGUUGGCUGCCUUUCUUCGUGCUCAAUUGUAUCGUACCCUUCUGUGACCACAACCUGCAGAAGCUGGGGGAACUGCCUUGUGUCAGCGACACAGUCUUUGACAUCUUCAUCUGGUUUGGCUGGGCAAACUCCUCCCUCAACCCCAUCAUCUAUGCCUUCAAUGCUGACUUCCGAAAGGCCUUUGCGGCCAUCUUGGGCUGCAGCCGCUUUUGCCCCAGCAACGCAGUGGAGACUGUGAACUUCAGCAACGAGUUAGUUUCAUACCAUCACGACACUACCUGCCAGAAAGACCUGGUGACCUUGAGUUACCCACACCUCCCCCAUGCCACAACCCUCCGAGGGGAGGAGAAUGACCUGACCUUUGAUAAAGUCUCCCAAAUCUCCGAAGCGUCUCAUGACAACAAGGCAGCCGCUUUGUCGGCGAUAGUGCAUGUGGAGUAUGAGAUGGAUAUAUCACUUGAGAAGAUCACUCCCUUUGCCUCUAAUGCUCUGGACUGAAAGAGGUUGAUGGAUGGUUGUGUGAAGAAGGGGGUGCAUG